This is a messenger RNA of Salmo salar (Atlantic salmon), 2904 nucleotides long. Lineage: Eukaryota; Metazoa; Chordata; Actinopteri; Salmoniformes; Salmonidae. The record is from RefSeq and is a predicted model, not a curated record.
AAGGCUUCAUAUUUCAUAAAGGUCAUGUUAUCUCAUAGAACAAAACAUAUAAGAUCUCAUGAGCCUGUGUUAACCUCUGACCUUAUUUUCGGCGUGUAUUCCAAAAUCCUAUUCUUUCGACAUUCAUUUUGCCUAUAUGAAUGGCUGAAAGAACCAGAGCUAAAUAAUUUCAGUUUUUUAGGACUACAAGCUGGCAAGCUCCUGACACCAAGUCAUAAACCUCGCCCAUUUCCUUUUUUUGUGUGUGCGUGUGGCAAUUUUGACUUUUUGGCUGUGGAAUCUGUGGCUACAUUGAAGCUCGUGGAAACCCCUGGACAACUCUGGUAUUACCCGCCCCUUCCCUUCUCAGCCUAUCACUGCUGACUUCUCUACCGGAAGUUUUUUCUGAACUCUACGCGGGAAACCAAUGUUUUGUCUCUGCUGUCUGCUUGUAGACUGGACUCCGCGCGGGACGCAGCAGAAAAGUUAAACAGUGGAGAAAAAAACUGUAGCAAGAUGAAGGUGAUAACAUGUGAGAUUGCGUGGCACAACAAAGAACCUGUCUACAGUCUGGACUUCCAGCACAACUCAGAGGGCCGCAUACACAGGCUGGCCACAGCAGGAGUGGACACCACUGUCAGGUUGUGGCGUGUGGAGAUGGGGCCUGAUGGGAAGGCAGUGGUGGACUUCCUGUCCAACCUGGCACGGCACACCAAGGCUGUCAAUGUGGUGCGCUUCUGCCCCAACAGUGAGCUGCUCGCUUCUGGAGGAGAUGAUUCAGCCAUCCUGCUGUGGAAGCUGAAUGACAAUAAGGAGCCUGAGCAGGCCCCGUCGUUCCAGGAGGAGGAGGAUAGUCAGCUCAACAAGGAGAGCUGGAGCGUGGUCAAGACCCUGCGGGGACAUAUUGAGGAUGUGUAUGACAUCAGCUGGACCCGGGAUGGGAACUUCAUGGUCUCUGGUUCUGUGGACAACACUGCCAUUAUGUGGGAUGUAACAAAGGGUCAGAAGCUGUGCAUCUUUAACGACCAUAAGAGCUAUGUGCAGGGAGUGACCUGGGACCCGCUGGGCCAGUAUGUGGCCACACUCAGCUGUGACAGGGUGAUGCGUGUGUACAGUACUCAGAGCAGGAGGAAAGUCUACAGUGUCAGUAAGAUGAGCUCUGGAUCAGCUGCGGAGGGAGAGGUGAAACGGUACCGAAUGUUCCAUGACGACAGCAUGAGGUCUUUCUUCAGACGCUUGACCUUCACACCGGACGGCUCCUUCCUGCUCGCACCAGCGGGGUGUGUGGAGGCGGGGGAGAACAUCACCAACACCACCUACGUCUUCUCCAGGAAGAGCCUCAAGAGGCCCAUAGCUCACCUGCCCUGCCCUGCUAAAGCCACCCUGGCUGUGCGCUGUUGCCCUGUCUACUUUGAGCUGAGGACCAAGAAGGGAGAUGAUGGCAGUGCCCAGCCCCUGCCCAACACGUUUGGCUUGCCCUACAGACUGGUGUUUGCUGUGGCCUCCGAGGAUUCCAUCUUCCUCUAUGACACUCAGCAGACCCUACCUUUCGGCUACGUCUCCAACAUCCACUACCACACACUCAGCGACCUCACCUGGUCUCGGGACGGUUCCUUCCUGGCGGUGUCGUCUACAGACGGCUACUGCUCCUUCCUGUCCUUCUCCCCUGGCGAGCUGGGCACGCCCCUCAAGGAGCCCCCUGUCCUGGAGGUCGUCACCCCUGGCAACGGGCCCGAAAAGAAGGGCAAGAAGGUUGCAGCAGCCCGCACGGUGUCCCCCGUCCCCAAAACAGAGAGCACCGCCCCUGUUCACCCCACCACUAAAGAGGCCCCCAGCACCCCUCUCUCCUCCCUCACCUCCCCUGGCACCCCCCUGACCCCUGGGGGAGAGGAGAAGAAGAACCCUGGCAAGGCCAAGACCCAGCCCCGUAGGAUCACCCUCAACACCUUGGAGGGGUGGGGCAAGCCCAGCACCCCCAAAGCGCCCGCUGCUAGUGCCCCCAAAACCCCCACCACAGCCAGCACCAGCACACCCUCCACCCCUCAGCAGCCUCGCCUCACCCCCUCUACCCCCAACACCCCCUCUACCCCCAACACCCCCUCUACCCCCCUCGCCCCCUCUAUAGCCCAGCCCUGCCUCACGCCAAAAGCCCAAUGCAGCAGCGGUAAAACCCUGGGCCCCAGCACCCCUAAAGCUAGCACCACCCCUAAAGGGCCCACCCCCAGACGGAUAUCUCUGACUCCUGUCGUCUCCAGAUCUCCAGCUGCCUUCACCACACCCUCCUCCACAGAGAAAGCCAAACAUGAACGGCCCUCUCCCCCCACUGACCCUGUGUGCCAGCCCCCAGAGUCCAAGCGGCCCAAAACCAGCACCCUGGCAGGCAAGACAGGGGUGGCUCCAGCCUCAGGGUCAACACCCAAACCCUAAGGACCCCACGCUACUAAGAACACUGAAGCACGAGUACAGAGCAGCACAGAGAGUGGUGUCAACAUGCAACUCACAUAUUAUCCUCAUACACACCUACACACACACACACACUUUUGGAGUUUAGCCUACAGAACUGCAUAGACUGGUGUUGUUAGCUAACAUUUUACAUUUUAGUCAUUUAGCAGACGCUCUUAUCCAGAGCGACUUACAGUAGUGAAUGCAUACAUUUCAUAAUUUUUUUUGCUGGCCCCCCGUGGGAAUCGAACCCACAACCCUGGUGUUGCAAACACCAUGCUCUACCAACUGAGCUACAGGGAAGUAGCUCAGUUGGUAGCUAACACACACAAGUUCACAGAGCGAAAACUGGCAUUUUCCUCCUAACAUUCUGUAUGUUUUUGUAACUUGACAUUCUGAAUCUGUAGCUCUUUUUGGUGGAUAACCAGGUUAUUGUGAAAUUGAAAUAAAGGAUAUGAAACAAAAAGUUUCAAAUAAGAUAAA